Messenger RNA from Oryctolagus cuniculus (rabbit), 7278 nucleotides. It is a transcript of the gene ZNF205, whose product is annotated as zinc finger protein 205. The record is from RefSeq and is a predicted model, not a curated record. Gene Ontology annotation, biological process: regulation of immune system process; embryo development; regulation of cytokine production. NCBI's taxonomy places the organism in Eukaryota, Metazoa, Chordata, Mammalia, Lagomorpha, Leporidae. Gene Ontology annotation, cellular component: nucleoplasm; nucleus. Gene Ontology annotation, molecular function: DNA-binding transcription repressor activity, RNA polymerase II-specific; RNA polymerase II cis-regulatory region sequence-specific DNA binding.
AGUCUUCAGGGGACCCACGUCUUGGCAGGGCCCUCCGAUGAAUCCAGGUUCCCCACGGCGAUGCCUAACGACCUUCAAAAACCCUGCCCCUGCCCACUGCGCCCAGCAGAGUGCCUUCUCCUGGGAGGCUGACCACAGUGCUCCUGGAAACGUGAAAUCACACAAGCUUCCCACAGAAUGCAUUUUCUCGUUUUUCCGUUUCGGAGCCCCUGCUCUGCUGGGAUCACGAAUAUGUGCCCAGGAACCGGCAUUCCGGAUCCGGGCGUCAGCUCUCCAAGAGCAGGUGCAGCCCGCACUAGGGACCCCAGACCCGGAACCUUCGAAGCCAGGAACCCUGGAGGGCUGCAGCUAUACGGGGACUGGGAUCUGGGAGGACUUCCUGUUGUCCCUAAUCCCAGUCUCCACCCGGCUGCUCCAGCCGCCGGUGCAGGCUGAGACUCCCUUCCCAGGGGAGGGGGCCCCGCUGCCCGAGGUGCCCCCUCCACCUCCGCUCCGGCUCCUGGCCACAAGCUGGAGGGGGCUGGGCAGACGCAAGGGAGAAAACACUCGGCGGAUCUUCCCGGCUCUGAAAUCAGAAAUGUCUGUGGAGGGCGGAGGCAGCCGGGCUACCGAGGACCGGGAGCGAGCCUGGGAGGAGCCAAGUCGAGAAAUGCAGUCUGGGCCAGAGGAGACGGUGCCUCUGGGAGCUGCUCAGGGGUCAGCAUGCGUUAAGACGGAGCCGGAAGAGCCGCGUCCAGAGGAGGCACCGCAGGAGAGCGUGCAGGGCUGGCCGUCGCUGGGCCCUGGCUCUCGGGAGAAAGCGUGCUUCCUGCCUGGUGCAGCCCUGCCCUCCUCCCGGAUCCCCGUGCUUUCCCGCGAGGGGAGGACCAGAGACCGGCAGAUGGCCGCAGCGCUUCUCACGGCCUGGUCCCAGAUGCCGGUGACCUUUGAGGACGUGGCUCUGUACCUGUCCCGGGAGGAGUGGGGUCGGCUGGACCACACACAGCAGGACUUCUACAGGGACGUGCUGCCGAAGAGGAACGGGCUGGCCCUGGGUGAGGGCUCGCCUGGGGCCCUGCGAUGGGGAGGCCGCCCUGUGCCUGGCUUUCCCUUCGGCAGGCCUUUCUGGGCCGCUCACGUGCCGGGGAAGGGUGAGGCCUUGAGUUCGGGCCGGCCCGCGGGAGAGGCGAAGGAGAAGCGAGGCGCAUGCGCAGAAUCGCUGGAGGCGGGGAAGGAGGCGCCAUUCCCCUUGGUGGCCGCCCCUGGCGAUGCGAAGCCCUUCGGAAGCCGGCUGGGGGCUCCAGGGGACGCCCUGCAGUGCGGGCAGCAAGCAGCCAGCGGCCAGGGCGCAGAGCCCGUCCGAGUGGAAACGGGGUCUCCGGAGGAGACGCAGCCAAAGCCAGUCCCGCCCGACCCUCGUGGCCCGAAGCCCCAGGAGGGCCGCGCCCCUGAGAAACCCAGCGAGGAGGAGAAGGGCGCCCCCGAGAGCGGCGAGGAGGGCCUGGGCCCCGACGGCGACGCGGCCCGGAAGACCUACAAGUGCGAGCAGUGCGGCAAGGCCUUCAGCUGGCUCUCGCACCUGGUGACGCACCGGCGCACGCACACCGGCGAGAAGCCCUACGCCUGCACGGACUGCGGCAAGCGCUUCGGCCGCAGCUCGCACCUCAUCCAGCACCAGAUCAUCCACACGGGCGAGAAGCCCUACACCUGCCCGUCGUGCUGGAAGAGCUUCAGCCACCACUCGACCCUCAUCCAGCACCAGCGCAUCCACACCGGCGAGAAGCCCUACGUGUGCGACCGCUGCGCCAAGCGCUUCACGCGCCGCUCGGACCUGGUCACCCACCAGGGCACCCACACGGGCGCCAAGCCGCACAAGUGCCCCAUCUGCAGCAAGUGCUUCACGCAGAGCUCGGCGCUGGUCACCCACCAGCGCACCCACACCGGGGUCAAGCCCUACCCGUGCCCCGAGUGUGGCAAGUGCUUCAGCCAGCGCUCCAACCUCAUCGCGCACAACCGCACGCACACGGGCGAGAAGCCCUACCACUGCCUCGACUGCGGCAAGAGCUUCAGCCACAGCUCGCACCUCACCGCCCACCAGCGCACGCACCGCGGCGUGCGGCCCUACUCCUGCCCGCUGUGCGGCAAGAGCUUCAGCCGGCGCUCCAACCUGCACCGGCACGAGAAGAUCCACACCACCGGGCCCAAGGCCCUGGCCAUGCUGAUGCUGGGGGCCGCGGCGGCGGGGGCGCUGGCCGCUCCCCCGCCGGCUCCCACCUAGGAGGCCGGGGACACUCAGGGCGCCUGGGACAGCCCAGUGGAAGGUGAGGCCCAGGGAGGAGCAAGGGCCUUGACACUGGGAAGGGAGCUGGGGCGGAGCAGGCAUGGGGUGGGGCAUGAAGAUGUGGGCGGAGUGAGGGGAGGAGCAGCUGCCUAUUAAAGGCCUUGGAAUUCCAGCGAUGGCCACAGCUCUGUCUCAGGGGCCCUGGCGCCGAGCCUGAGUGUGGCGGGUUCUGGACCAAGCGGGCGUUUGUUCAGGCAUCCUGAGUCUGCCCCGUCGUCGGCUGCAUUCCAGAGGGCUGGGGCCCUAAGUCUGCCAGCAGGUUUCUGAGUAGCAGGCUUCCCAGUGUGAAGCCAGCCAGUUGGCCACUGGUGCCAAGGGCACAGCCCACUGAGCCCUUUUGGGGGCCAGGAGUAGGGCAGAGCCAGCUAGGACACUUCUGCCACCCCACUGCCCAUCUCAGGCGUGUCUGAGCGCUGGUCCAUUCUUGCAGCCGCUGCAUCACCUCCUUGGCCCCGUGGUAAUUUGCCCUGCCCACUGUUCCCAGCUCUGUUUGGUUCCUGGCCUUCCUUUGGUUUUUAACUUCCGUGGCUUCCAGGUUCCAAUCCCCCCCCCCCCCCCCCCCCCACUGAAGGAGGGGUGGGCUCAGCCUGAGAUGACAUUCAGCCCUGACACCAACUGGCCACGAGACUGCAACCGGGAGGCCACAGCUAGCUCCGUGGGUCACAGGGCACCUGGGUGGCCACAGCCCUGGUUGCUCCUGGCUCCUGGGGGCUGCAGCGGCUCGAAGUCGGUGGAGGUCAGGCUGCCGGGCGGGGGACAGGCCCCGUAUAGACGGCGCCUGUACUCAGCAAGGCUGACCAGGUUUAUCACCCCAGAACAGACCAGGUGGUGGAGGCUGAGAGACAUUCUGGAACAACUUGGAAUCCACGUGUGGGGCUGCAAGGACCAGCCCUGAUCCAGGGCCUGCAGCGGCAGACUGAGCGGUGUGUGGGAUGGUGAGGCAGGGCUGUCGGGCGAGGAGGCCCAUGGAAGCAGCUGGACGCCCGGCAGGACGUGGUGGUCUGCGAGGUCUCAGCGGCCGCUGGCAGGGUUGGUUGAAGAGGCCGGAAAGAAAGCGGAUUGUCUCAGCCUGUCAUGGCUGCCGGUACUCAGCUAGAGAUGGGAUUUUUCCGCUCAAUGAGGUGGGGCCGGGGUGGGGGGCGUAUUAGCUUUUUGUCAUAACUAAAAUACUUAGGAAAGUUUAUUUCUAGCUUAUAGUUUUGGAGGCUCACCGUCCAAGGUUGGGGGGCCCAGUUUGGCGUCUGAUGAUGGCAGAAGGUGUGCCAGGGAAGGGUCACCUGGCGAGCCGGGAGGCUCAGAGAGAGGAGGAGACAGGAAAGAGCCAGGUCAGUCUCCAGGAAGCGACCCUUUCUCAAGGAGCCAGACUCCUCCCACAGGGCCCACCGCCCAGAUGCCGUGAUUAGAUCCAGAAUCUACUCGAUCUACUAGUAUAGGACCAACCCCUCAGUAUGUGGUCCUUAGGGGACAUUGAGACCACUACGGGGACUCAGUCCUAAAGCAGGCUUGCGCUCACGGGGCUGGCUGAUGACCCAGCGAAUUAUCCAGGGGCUGCACUGCCUCCCGGGAGCCCAGGGGCCAGGGUGUGGGGGGAAGGCUUCCCCUUCACAGCCACAGGACUCCAAGCGACCCACUGACUGUGCCACAGGUGGCCCUCCCCUGCCCGCUUGUGCCCAGGGACCCUUCCAGAAGUCACCAUGCUGGGACAAGUGUGGCAACAAGAGUGGAACUGGGAAGUCCUAGAUAAGAGCCAAUGAGACCAGGGAGGCAGCUGGCGCUGUGUCGCGGCGGUGGGGGUACGCGUGAGGGGUGGGCGUUGGGGCCCCAGGUCCGAGAUGGGGAAGCCAAGGGUCGUGGCGUGUCUGGGUGGAGGGGAGGCGGCUCAGGGGCUCGCCUUGGCUUCCACCGCAGACCCCGUCCUGACGGGGUUACCGCUGACCUGCGCGGUCAGCAGCAGGCCGAGGGGUGAGGGGCCGGAAUGCUUCCGUGUCCGCUUCCACCCCCUUCCCUGCGGCCUGUGCGAGGCCGGCUGUGGCUCCAAGGCCCUGCUGUCGGUGCGUGGAGCCCACCGAGGGCUGCCGCCCCCGGGAGGGGCUAGGGUUUGCGCGCGCCUGGCCCCUGGGUCUGGAGGCCCGGGGUUCCCACGGCGCCGACCGCCGCGCUGGAUCGAAGCCGGACGCUCCGCCCUUCCCGUGGCUCUCAGCCAAUCAAACGUCGGGGCGGAACUAGCAGAACUGGCCAAUCACGACGGGCGUUUGUGCUCCGAGCAGCUCCUCCCCUUCCACGGUUGCCCGGGUAACCGCCCACGGCCCCGGGCUGGCCCGCUUCGCGUUCUCCGCGGAGAUCCCACAGAUCCUUCCCUGACUUCCGGCUUCGCGCGACCGCUGCCGGUUCCGACGUCGGCCUGGUCGGAGGCGCCCUGAGUCCUCUGGGCUCCCGGGCAGUGGCGGGCGGAGCGUGCGGGGAGCCGGCCGCGGGGGAGAUUGAGGCGGGCGAGGCCCGCGGUGAGGGUGAGGAUGAGGGUGCAGGGCCGGGAGACGUGGCCGUCCCAGGUGCGGCCCUGCUGCGUCCGCGCGUUCGUUUUCCAGGACGAGGUGGAUGCUCGCGGAGCUGAGGUGACGCCGGGGCUGGGGGCUGUGGCCCGUGGAGCGGACAGUGGCGAGGUCCUGAGGGCGCCCCUCGCGCUCCGGCACCCGGGGGCACCCCGCUGUUAGCUGACGAGGCUCCGAGCGGGCCGAGGGUUCGGAGGAGCCUCCCGAGACCAUCCGAGCGAGGCCCGGGCGAGCGUUGCGGGGAGCCGGUGCGGGAGGCUUGGGGGCGGGAGCCGCUGACCUCUCCCGCCGCCAGCGUUUGCGAGUUGGCAGCAGCGGGACUGUGGCAGGGAGAGGGCGGGCGUAGCUGACUGACGGCGGGGCAGGUCUCCGCCCUGCUGUCCCUUAGGUGGCGGGUUCCCCCAGGGAGCUCGGCUGUUUGGGCUGGGGCUCUGGAUCGCUCGCUCCCCCGAGGUCUGCGUCUUAGCCGUUCCCCGGCAGGUAGCCCCUGAAGGUCGCAGGCAAGCCCCUGCUGGAGAGGCAGUCUGGCUGGUGACGAGGCGGCCAGCGAGCUUUCUCCUGGUGCAGGAGGUGCCUUCCGCUGAGAGGAGCCUCGGGUGGGGGGUUCGGGCCGUGCUCAGUAGCUCUCCCUUCGGCCUUAGGUCCGUCUGGCGUCUUCCCCCAGAGCCGCCCACCGCGGAGCCCAGGUGUCCUCCCGCUGACUCUUUAAGCUUGAACUCUACCACGAACACCCUGCCCUGUUCCGCGUGCCGCCCCUGGAGUCCACUCUCGCCCUCCAUCCCCAGGCUUCUUUUGUGCAGACAGGCACAGGCCGAUACAGACUUCUCUGUGUGUGAGCCGUCUCCUCUUGGUGGGUCAUCGGCGCGCUCUCAGCUGGGAGCGUGCUGAGCUGAGACCCCACUCGUGGCUCUGUUGCUAACCGCCGCGUGGGGGGGGGGAGGGGCUCGAGGACAAUGGGCACUUAUCCCAGGAUGCGCAAGCAGAGGGUUUCCACCGUCAGGGGAGGCUCAGAAGGAGGGGUCAUCAAGACUGUGUUUCAUCUGGACCCAACAGGUGCCGAAGCACCGCCCAGUAACUAUGUUCUAGUUCUGGACUUGACCAAGAGAAAGAAGGAGCAAGCUGGAGAAUAGCAAGCAGCACGUGUGGUUUUUUUUUUUUAAUACUGUAAUGCUGCAAUGAAUGUCCUUGAAAUUUUUUUAAAGAUUAUUUAUUUGAAAGGCAAGAGUUACAGAGGGGCAGAGAGACAGACUGACCUUCCAUCCACUGGUUCACUCCCCAAAUGGCUGCAACAGCCAGAGCUGUGCACAGUGCCGGCCCUCGGGCACUCAGGUGUUAGCAGUACACCACUGGGGUGGACAUUUGUGCAGCAGGUAAGAUGCUGCUUGAGGGGCCGGCGCUGUGGCGUAGCAGGUAAGCCGCCACCCUCAGUGCUGGCAUCCCGUAUGGGUGCCGGUUCAAGUCCCAGCUGCCCUGCUUCUGAUCCAACUUUCUGCUGUGGCCUCGGAAAGCAGUGGAAGAUGGCCCACGUCCUUGGGCCUCUUCACUUACGUGGGAGACCUGGAAGAGGCUCCUGGCUCCUGGCUUCGGAUCAGCGCUGCUCCAGCCCUUGUGGCCGGAGUGAACCAACAGAUGGGAGACCUCUCUCUCUGUAACUCUGCCUUUCACAUAAAUAAAUUAAACAUAAGUUGCUUGGGAUACCUGCAUCACCUGCAUCUCACAUCAAGUGCCUGGAAUAGGGUCCUGGCUCUGCUCUGUAGUCCACCUCCCUGGUAACGCACAUCCUGGGAGGCAGUGGGUGCUGCCCUGAGAGCUGGGUCUGUUCCACUCAUCCAGGAGACCGAGACUGAGUUCCUGGCUCCUGGAUUUGACCUGGCCCAGCCAUGGCGGUUGUGAGCUGGGUCUGUUCCACUCAUCCGGGAGACCGGGACCGAGUUCCUGGCUCCUGGAUUUGACCUGGCCCAGCCAUGGCGGUUGUGAGCUGGGUCUGUUCCACUCAUCCGGGAGACCGGGACCGAGUUCCUGGCUCCUGGAUUUGACCUGGCCCAGCCAUGGUGGUUGUGAGCUGGGUCUGUUCCACUCAUCCGGGAGACCGGGACCGAGUUCCUGGCUCCUGGAUUUGACCUGGCCCAGCCAUGGCGGUUGUGAGCCUUUCAAGAGUGAAACAGCUGGCCCCGCGGCUCACUAGGCUAAUCCUCCGCCUGUGGUGCCGGCACCCCGGGUUUUAGUCCCCGCUGGGGCACCGGUUCUGUCCCGGUUGCUCCUCAUGGGAGACCAGGAGGAGGCACCUGGCUCCUGGCUUUGGAUCGGCACAGUGCACCGGCCGUAGCGGCCAUUUUGGGGGGUGAACCAACGGAAGGAAGACCUUUCUCUCUGUCUCUCUCUCUCACUGUCUAACUCUGCCUGUCACAA